GCCCCGCCCUCCCCACCCCUCAUAAACCACCUCCCUGGCCCGGCCCACAUCUUCCACUUGUGCGACGGCGUCCGGCCCGUCCAGCCCAUCCAUCAGUCCCGACCUAAGCGGCCGGGCGGGGACUCGCGCUGCCGUCGUCAACACCGCUGCCAGGCAGGAUGGAUGGUCCUCGCUCCGACAUGGGCCGCUCCGACGUGAGCCGCUCCGACAUGAGCCGCUCUGACAUGGGCCGAUCUGACAUGGGCCGCUCCGACGUAGGCCGCUGGCGUGGGGGACCCCUGCAGCCCUCAGCCACGCCUUCACCAGAGCCGGAGCCCGAGCCUGAGCCAGACAGAGGUUCUCGUUCUCGUGGAGGACGAGGCCGUUCCUUCUGGGCUCGCUGCUGUGGCUGCUGCUCCUGCCGGAAUGCGGCAGAUGACGACUGGGGGCGCGAGCCCUCCGGCUCCAGGGAUCGGGGGUCCAGCUCUCGGGGCGGAAGGCCUGACUCCCGGGGCGGCGGUGUAAAUGCGGCUGGAGAUGGCACCAUCAGAGAGGGCAUGCUGGUGGUGACCGGUGUGGAUUUGCUGAGCUCCCGCUCGGACCAGAACCGCCGAGAGCACCACACAGAUGAGUUUGAGUAUGAAGAGCUGAUUGUGCGCCGCGGGCAGCCUUUCCACUUAGUCCUUUUCCUGUCCCGGCCCUACGAGUCGUCCGAUCGGAUCGCCCUGGAGCUGCAAAUCGGAAACAACCCCGAGGUGGGCAAGGGCACCCACGUGAUCAUCCCAGUAGGCAAGGGGAACAGCGGAGGCUGGAAGGCCCAAGUGACCAAGGCCAGCGGGCAGACUCUGAACCUGCGGGUCCACUCCCCCGCCAGCGCCAUCAUUGGCAAAUUCCAGUUCACCGUCCGCACACGCACAGAGGCAGGGGAGUUCCAGCUGCCCUUUGACCCCCGCAAUGAAAUCUACAUCCUCUUCAAUCCCUGGUGCCCAGAGGACAUUGUGUACGUGGACCAUGAGGACUGGCGGCAGGAAUAUGUGCUGAAUGAGUCUGGGAGAAUUUAUUAUGGGACUGAAGCGCAGAUUGGCGAGCGGACCUGGAACUAUGGCCAGUUUGACCAUGGGGUGCUGGAUGCCUGCCUGUACAUCCUGGACCGGCGGGGGAUGCCCUAUGGAGGCCGUGGGGACCCAGUCAGUGUCUCGCGGGUCAUCUCUGCCAUGGUGAACUCCCUGGAUGACAAUGGAGUCCUCAUUGGGAACUGGUCUGGCGAUUACUCUCGAGGCACCAACCCCUCAGCAUGGGUGGGCAGCGUGGAGAUCCUGCUUAGCUACCUCCGCACCGGCUACUCCGUCCCCUAUGGCCAGUGCUGGGUCUUUGCUGGUGUGACCACCACAGUGCUGCGCUGCCUGGGCCUUGCCACCCGGACUGUCACCAACUUCAACUCUGCGCACGACACAGACACGUCCCUCACCAUGGACAUCUACUUUGAUGAGAACAUGAAGCCGCUAGAGCACCUGAACCGUGACUCUGUGUGGAACUUCCACGUGUGGAAUGAUUGCUGGAUGAAGAGGCCAGAUCUGCCCUCGGGCUUCGAUGGGUGGCAGGUUGUGGAUGCCACGCCCCAGGAGACCAGCAGUGGCAUCUUCUGCUGCGGCCCCUGCUCCGUGGAGUCCGUCAAGAAUGGCUUGGUCUACAUGAAGUAUGACACGCCCUUCAUCUUCGCUGAGGUGAAUAGUGACAAGGUGUACUGGCAGCGGCAGGACGAUGGCAGCUUCAAGAUUGUGUACGUGGAGGAGAAGGCCAUUGGCACACUCAUCGUCACCAAGGCUGUGAGAUCCCACAUGCGAGAGGACAUCACCCACAUCUAUAAGCACCCAGAAGGCUCGGAUGCAGAGCGGAAGGCAGUGGAGAUGGCAGCUGCCCAUGGCAGCAAACCCAAUGUGUACGACUCCCGGGACUCUGCGGAGGAUGUGGCCAUGCAGGUGGAAGCGCAGGACGCAGUGAUGGGGCAGGACCUGACGGUCUCUGUGGUGCUGACCAAUCGCAGCAGCAGCCGCCGCACGGUGAAGCUGCACCUCUACCUCUCUGUCACCUUCUACACCGGUGUCACCGGCUCCAUCUUCAAGGAAUCCAAGAAGGAAGUGGUGCUGGCAGCAGGGUCCUCGGACAGCGUGGUCAUGCCUGUGGCCUACAAGGAGUACCGGCCACACCUCGUGGACCAGGGGGCCAUGCUGCUCAAUGUCUCAGGCCACGUCAAGGAGAGUGGCCAGGUGCUGGCCAAGCAGCACACAUUCCGCGUGCGCACCCCAGAUCUCUCCCUCACGUUAUUGGGAGCGGCCGUGGUCGGCCAGGAGUGCGAAGUCCAGAUCGUCUUCAGGAACCCACUGCCCAUCACCCUCACCAACGUCGUCUUCCGGCUCGAGGGCUCUGGCUUGCAGAGACCCAAGAUCCUCAACGUGGGGGACAUCGGGGGCAAUGAGACAGUGACACUGCGCCAGACGUUCGUGCCGGUGCGACCAGGACCCCGCCAGCUCAUUGCCAGCUUGGACAGCCCGCAGCUCUCUCAGGUGCAUGGCGUCAUCCAGGUGGACGUGGCCCCAGCCUCCGGGGGCAGGGGCUUCCUACACGCUGGAGGUGACAGUUACUCGGGAGAGACCAUCCCUAUGACGUCUCGAGGCGAAGCUUAGCCCUGGGCCAGCAGCAAUGGGACUGGAGUCACAUGAACAAGGACACUGCCCCAAGACGGGGCUCCACCUCAGAGCGGCUUCCCAGGAGCUCAGGUGGGAGAGCCGGGCACCUGCGGGGCAGAACCAAUCUUCACUCACACUCAGUAGCAUGGAUGGCAAUAAACUAUUUUUUUUAAUAAA
Messenger RNA from Oryctolagus cuniculus (rabbit), 2843 nucleotides. It is a transcript of the gene TGM1, whose product is annotated as transglutaminase 1. Gene Ontology annotation, biological process: peptide cross-linking. The record is from RefSeq and is a predicted model, not a curated record. Lineage: Eukaryota; Metazoa; Chordata; Mammalia; Lagomorpha; Leporidae. Gene Ontology annotation, molecular function: protein-glutamine gamma-glutamyltransferase activity.